Molecule: messenger RNA, 3666 nt
Organism: Manis pentadactyla (Chinese pangolin)
Lineage: Eukaryota; Metazoa; Chordata; Mammalia; Pholidota; Manidae
Gene: DUSP10
Product: dual specificity phosphatase 10
Exons: 4
Coding region: 1219-2667 (482 amino acids)
Biological process (GO): negative regulation of JUN kinase activity; protein dephosphorylation
Cellular component (GO): cytosol; cytoplasm
Molecular function (GO): MAP kinase tyrosine/serine/threonine phosphatase activity; protein tyrosine/threonine phosphatase activity
Source: RefSeq, a predicted model, not a curated record
AUGUGUAUGUGUAUGCAUACAUGUGAAACAUAUACAUAUAUUCCCACGGAGAGGUAUCCCAGGGGUUUUCUCUUAAUAGCUUAUUGAGCAUAUCUGGCCAUAGUUUGGCAUCUUCUCAUUUCAGAUCCGCACUUAAAGCAAUUACAUGAAAAUGUCGCUGCCACUUACUUAGGCUUGGAGCCUUUAGGAUGUCUCCAAAAACCUUCAAUGUGGUAAGAGAGAAAAAUCACAGCCAAAUAUUCUACAGUGCUCAUAAUGCAUUACUCCACCGUAACUAUUUCACUAUCUAACCCCUCCCCGCCUCUCAGACAGGAGAAAAAAGGAGUUGCAUUUUCUUAGGGUUUUUUAAUGCAGACUCUCCGCCGUUCACUUUGGCAUCUCCACUCCUUUUUGUGCCCCAAGACAACUUUCCCACAGUUUCCCAGAUACUUUCCUGCAGAGGCACAGGCCAGCCAGCCUUGCUGUGACUCUGGUUCUCCAGACCCUCGCCUCAGCCGGCGACCCCUCGGACGGCGCAAGUUCCGAUAACCCAGAGAGGCAGCGCCGCCCCCUCGGCGCUCCGCGAGCCCCUUCAGUGUGGUUAUUUAGACGGCUCCGGCUCCUUUCCGCCGGCUGCUGCGGCCCCAGAAGCGCCAGGCUGCCAGUCCUCGGCUCUCCUGGGGCUUUGCAGGGUGCAGGGGCUGCUGUGGAGGUGCGCUGGGAAAGCCGGCCGCGGGCCGCGGGACCCUGCGCUCCGAGCGGGAGGGGGGACGUGGAGCGCGCGCGACGAGCCCCCGGACGCCUGGUCGUAGGGGGUGGUGCCCGUGCCGCCUCACAAGGCGCGCCCCCUGUAGUUCCUGGCUGGGGCCCAGGCCGCCGCCUCCGAGCAGCCCGCCGCAGCGCCGCCUUUGUGCUCCGGGUCAAGCCCGGGGAAGCAGGCGGGGGACCGCAGGGGCGCGACCGGAGCGCUCAGAUGUAGAGAAGCCCGAGGGCGCCGCGCCACCGCCGCGCAGGGGCGCAGUAGGGCAGCCGGAGGGGCAGCGACAUCUGCGGGCGGGCGGCUGACGCUUCCCGGCGGCGCGCUUCCGGUGCGUGGCCCGGGUCCGCGGGCCGGAGGAGCAGCGACGCCCCUGGCCACGCGCUCACGUCGGUCUCAGCGCAGGCGGCUCUGUGAGGUGCUUGGAUCUUGGAUUAAGACUGUCUUGAAUUCUUCUUGAAUUGCCAGUUUUCAGCCUCCUCAUGCCUCCGUCUCCUUUAGACGACAGGGUAGUAGUGGCACUGUCUAGGCCCGUCCGACCUCAGGAUCUCAACCUUUGUUUAGACUCUAGCUACCUUGGCUCUGCCACCCCGGGCAGUAACAGCCACCCUCCUGUCAUCGCCACCACCGUUGUGUCCCUCCAGGCUGCGAAUCUGACGUAUAUGCCCUCAUCCAGCGGCUCUGCCCGCUCCCUGAAUUGUGGAUGCAGCAGUGCCAGCUGCUGCACUGUGGCAACCUACGACAAGGACAGUCAGGCCCAGUCCCAAGCCAUUGCCGCUGGCUCUGCCACCACCGCCAUCGGAACCUCCGCCACGUGCCCUGCCAUCCAGAUGGUCAACAGCAAUGAGAAUGCAGGCUCUCUAAGUCCAUCAGGUGGGGUGGGCAGCCCUGUGUCAGGGACCCCCAAGCAGCUAGCCAGCAUCAAAAUAAUCUAUCCCAAUGACCUGGCGAAGAAGAUGACCAAAGGCAGCAAGAGCCACCUGCCGAGCCCGGGCCCCGUCAUCAUCGACUGCAGGCCCUUCAUGGAGUACAACAAAAGCCACAUCCAGGGCGCUGUCCACAUCAACUGUGCCGACAAGAUCAGCCGGAGGAGGCUGCAGCAGGGCAAGAUCACUGUCUUAGACUUGAUUUCCUGUAGGGAAGGCAAGGACUCUUUCAAGAGGAUCUUUUCCAAAGAAAUUAUAGUUUAUGAUGAGAAUACCAAUGAACCGAGCCGAGUGAUGCCCUCCCAGCCACUUCACAUAGUCCUCGAGUCCCUGAAGAGAGAAGGCAAAGAACCUCUGGUGUUGAAAGGCGGCCUUAGCAGUUUCAAGCAGAACCAUGAAAACCUCUGUGACAACUCCCUCCAGCUCCAGGCGUGCCGGGAGGCGGGGGGCGGCGCGUCUGCGGCCUCGGGCCUGCUACCUCAGCCCAUCCCCACCACCCCCGACAUCGAGAACGCGGAGCUGACCCCCAUCCUGCCCUUCCUGUUCCUCGGCAACGAGCAGGAUGCGCAGGACCUGGACGCGAUGCAGCGGCUGAACAUAGGCUACGUCAUCAACGUCACCACUCACCUGCCCCUCUACCACUACGAGAAAGGCCUGUUCAACUACAAGCGGCUGCCGGCCACCGACAGCAACAAGCAGAACCUGCGGCAGUACUUUGAAGAGGCGUUUGAGUUCAUUGAGGAAGCUCACCAGUGUGGGAAGGGGCUUCUCAUCCACUGCCAGGCUGGGGUGUCCCGCUCUGCCACCAUCGUCAUCGCCUACUUGAUGAAGCACACUCGGAUGACCAUGACUGACGCUUACAAAUUUGUCAAAGGCAAACGACCAAUUAUUUCCCCAAACCUUAACUUCAUGGGGCAGUUGCUGGAGUUUGAGGAAGACCUAAACAACGGUGUGACACCGCGAAUCCUUACACCAAAGCUGACGGGCGUGGAAACGGUCGUGUGACAAUAGUCUGGAUUGAAAGGACUCAUGUUCUCCAUGAGGAGACGAAAAGGAAGGAAGAUGGAUUCUUUCUUUCUUUCUUUCUUUUUUUUUUUCCUUUUUUAGAUGGGGGUCAAGUUUGUGAAUGGAAACAAAAGUUGUUUAAAACCUUUUUAUUUUUAGCAAGUGUGAGAAGAAUUUAACUUUUGAUGCCAUUGAGAUUUACUUCCCGUGAACUGAUAAAACCGGGAAGCUAAAGAAUCAUUUUUUUAAAGCCAACAAUAAAAAUAUAACAAAACUUGUUUCUUCCCCUUUUCCUUUGAGGCUCUUUGUAGAGUUUAUGAUUAAAUAGUCUGUGCAGGUUCAUAGACCGAAGAUACUACACUUUAAACCAAUUAAAAAGAACCCAAAGUAAGUAGAAAAGACAUUGAGUCCUGAAGGCCUGGGAUCUGCCCGGGAUUUGUCCACAGAAAAACAAAAACCAUCCAAGCCAAGCCCUGUGGCCGUCCCUGGUGCACAGAGAUGAGGGCAGCCUAAGUGGUCUAAGAACCCUUCACAUUCUUUAAAGAGAAAAAGAUUCUGUUGAUUUUGUGUGUUUCAUACUCUGGAUGAUUCUUUUUUUCCCUUCUCUGGGUGUAAGAGAUUUUUUUGAAAUAGCGAGGAACUGACCAUUAUACCAUAUGCCUUUACUGGCUUCUUGUGCAAUAAAAUGGUGUUUGAGUGUGCAAACAAGUUAGAGCUGGCAGUUGAAUAAUAGACAAAUAGGGCAAAUUUGCUAGCGUGGAGAGAGAAAGGAAUUCAACAAAACCAAUUACUUUCCUUCCCACCUUUUUCCUUUGAUAAUUUUUUUUUAAUUUGAUUCUGGUUACAGUGCCACAAACCUUGUUACAUAUGUAUAUCAGAAUGUAAAAAAAAAAAAAAAAAGACAAAAAUUUAUUUAAAAAUAUUUUUUGCAAAAAAAACAACUUGGUGUGUUUACGUUGAUUGUGUAAAAAUUUAUUUUCAUUAUAUAAAUGAAACUCA